Ceratotherium simum simum (southern white rhinoceros) is the source of this 3762-nucleotide messenger RNA. RefSeq names its product adaptor related protein complex 3 subunit delta 1 (gene AP3D1). The record is from RefSeq and is a predicted model, not a curated record. Gene Ontology annotation, cellular component: endosome membrane; membrane coat; presynaptic endosome. Gene Ontology annotation, biological process: neurotransmitter receptor transport, postsynaptic endosome to lysosome; Golgi to vacuole transport; protein targeting to vacuole. Lineage: Eukaryota; Metazoa; Chordata; Mammalia; Perissodactyla; Rhinocerotidae.
CCAGCCGCGGGCCUCCCAGGGCUCGAGCCCGGCGGCGGCCGCCGCGAUGGCCCUCAAAAUGGUCAAGGGCAGCAUCGACCGCAUGUUCGACAAGAACCUGCAGGACCUGGUGCGCGGCAUCCGCAACCACAAGGAGGACGAGGCAAAAUAUAUCUCUCAGUGCAUUGAUGAAAUCAAGCAGGAGCUGAAGCAGGACAACAUCGCAGUGAAAGCGAACGCUGUCUGCAAGCUGACCUACCUGCAGAUGCUGGGAUAUGACAUCAGCUGGGCCGCCUUCAACAUCAUAGAAGUGAUGAGCGCCUCCAAGUUCACCUUCAAGCGAAUCGGCUACCUCGCGGCUUCCCAGUGCUUUCACGAAGGGACCGACGUCAUCAUGCUGACGACAAACCAGAUCCGCAAGGACCUGAGCAGCCCCAGCCAGUACGACACUGGCGCUGCGCUGACCGGCCUGUCCUGUUUUGUUACCCCAGACCUUGCCAGAGACUUGGCCAACGACAUCAUGACACUGAUGUCGCACACCAAGCCGUACAUCCGGAAGAAGGCCGUGCUGAUCAUGUACAAGGUGUUCCUGAAGUACCCUGAGUCGCUGCGCCCUGCCUUCCCCCGCCUGAAGGAGAAGCUGGAGGACCCCGAUCCUGGGGUCCAGUCCGCAGCGGUCAAUGUCAUCUGCGAGCUGGCCAGGCGCAACCCCAAAAACUACCUUUCGCUCGCCCCGCUGUUUUUCAAGCUGAUGACCUCCUCGACCAACAACUGGGUCCUCAUUAAAAUCAUCAAACUGUUUGGUGCUCUGACUCCUCUGGAGCCGAGGUUGGGCAAGAAGCUGAUUGAGCCUCUCACCAACCUGAUCCACAGCACGUCUGCCAUGUCCCUGCUCUACGAGUGUGUGAACACCGUCAUCGCAGUUCUCAUCUCCCUGUCCUCCGGCAUGCCUAACCACAGUGCCAGUAUUCAGCUCUGUGUUCAGAAGUUAAGGAUAUUAAUAGAAGACUCCGAUCAGAACUUGAAGUACCUGGGGCUGCUGGCCAUGUCCAAGAUCCUGAGAACGCACCCGAAGUCCGUGCAGGCCCACAAGGACCUCGUCCUGCAGUGUCUGGACGACAAGGAUGAGUCCAUCCGGCUGCGGGCCCUCGACCUCCUGUAUGGAAUGGUGUCCAAGAAGAAUCUAAUGGAGAUCGUCAAGAGGCUGAUGACCCACGUGGACAAGGCCGAGGGCACAACCUACCGCGACGAGCUGCUCACCAAGAUCAUCGACAUCUGCAGCCAGUCCAACUACCAGCACAUCACCAACUUCGAGUGGUACAUCAGCAUCCUGGUGGAGCUGACUCGGCUGGAGGGCACGCGCCACGGCCACCUCAUCGCCGCACAGAUGCUGGAUGUGGCCAUCCGCGUCAAGGCCAUCCGCGGGUUCGCCGUGGCACAGAUGUCUGCACUGCUUGACAGCGCCCACCUGGUGGCCAGUGGCACCCAGCGCAACGGGAUCUGCGAAGUGCUCUACGCGGCCGCCUGGAUCUGCGGCGAGUUCUCCGAGCACCUGCAGGAACCUCACCAGACCCUCGAGGCCAUGCUGCGGCCCAAGGUCACCACGCUGCCCGGCCACAUCCAGGCCGUGUACGUGCAGAAUGUGGUCAAGCUGUACGCGUCCAUCCUGCAGCAGAAGGAGCAGGCUGCGGAGACAGAGGCGGCCCAGGAGGUCACCCAGCUCAUGGUGGAGCGGCUGCCCCAGUUUGUGCAGAGCGCGGACCUGGAGGUCCAGGAGCGGGCUUCCUGCAUCCUGCAGCUGGUCAAGCACGUCCAGAAGCUUCAGGCCAAGGACGUGCCGGUGGCGGAAGAAGUGAGUGCUCUCUUUGCCGGGGAGCUGAACCCAGUGGCUCCCAAGGCACAGAAGAAGGUUCCGGUUCCCGAAGGCCUGGACCUGGACGCCUGGAUCAACGAGCCGCUCUCAGACAGCGAGUCUGAGGACGAGAAGCCCAAGGCCAUCUUCCACGACGAGGAGCAGCGGCACGCCAAGCAGCGGCAGCCCGAGGCGGACGAGGAGGAGCUGGCCCGGCGUCGAGAAGCUCGGAAGCAGGAACAGGCCAACAACCCGUUCUACAUCAAAAGUUCCCCAUCCCCCCAAAAGCGGUACCAGGAUGCACCGGGCGUGGAGCACAUACCCGUGGUGCAGAUCGACCUCUCUGUGCCCUUGAAGGUGCCAGGGAUGCCUAUGUCGGACCAGUAUGUGAAGCUGGAGGAGGAGCGGCGGCACCGGCAGAGGCUGGAGAGGGACAAGAGAAAGAAGAAAAAAAAGGAAAAGAAGGGCAGGCCGCGGCGCCACAGCUCGCUGCACACGGAGAGCGACGAAGACAUCGCCCCGGCCCAGCAGGUGGACAUCGUCACCGAGGAGAUGCCCGAGAACGCUCUGCCCAGCGACGAGGACGACAAGGACCCCAAUGACCCCUACAGGGCUCUGGACAUCGACUUGGAUAAGCCCCUAGCUGACAGCGAGAAGCUGCCCGUCCAGAAACACCGGGACGCCGAGCCCUCCAAGUCCCCUGAGAAGGAGACCGUCCCCGUGGUGGAAAAGAAGAGUAAGAAGCCUAAGAAGAAGGAGAAGAAGCACAAAGAGAAGGGCCGGGAGAGAGAGAGGAAGGAGAGGAAGAAGGAGAAGGGCGAGGACCUAGAUUUCUGGCUGUCCACCACACCACCGCCUGCCGCUGCUCCUGCCCCAGCCCCGUCCACGGAGGAGCCCGAGGUGAACGCCGUCAUCCCUGCCCCUAAGGAGGAGUGUGAGGAGCCUAAGAGGAAAGAGCAAGACGAGGAGGAGGAGGAGCGGGACUCCGAGAAGAAACCUUCCAAGCAUCAGAAGAAGAAGCACCGGAAGGAGCGGGAGGACAGGUGCACAGACAGGAAGAAAUCCAGGAAGCAGCAGCCGGCGAGCAGCGGGGCGGCGGAGCCCGUGGAGAACGGCUCGCUGGAUGAGGAGCCCCUCCCGCCCAUGUCCAGCUACUGUCUCCUGGCUGAAAAUUCCUACAUCAAGAUGACGUAUGAGGUCCAGGGCAGCCUGCAGGAGGACAGCCGCGUUACCGUGUCCGUCGUCCUGGAGAACCGGAGCAGCAGCUUCCUGAAGAACAUGGAGCUCAACGUGCUGGACUCGCUCAAUGCCAAGCUGGCCCGGCCGGAGGGCUCCUCCGUCCACGACGGCGUCCCCGUGCCUUUCCAGCUGCCCCCAGGCAUCUCCAACGAAGCCCAGUUUGUGUUCACCAUUCAGAGCAUUGUCAUGGCCCAGAAGCUCAAGGGGACCCUCACCUUCAUCGCCAAGAACGACGAGGGCUCCACCCACGAGAAGCUUGACUUCAAGUUACACUUCAGCUGCACCUCGUACUUGAUCACCACGCCGUGCUACAGUGAUGCCUUUGCCAAGUUGCUGGAAUCUGGGGAUCUGAGCAUGAGCUCAGUCAAAGUCGAUGGCAUUAGUAUGUCCUUCCAGAACCUUCUGGCAAAGAUCUGUUUUCAUCACCAUUUUUCCGUUGUGGAGCGAGUGAACUCCUGCGCCUCCAUGUACAGCCGCUCCAUCCAGGGCCACCACGUCUGCCUCCUCGUGAAGAAGGGUGAGAAGUCAGUGUCGGUGGAUGGGAAAUGCAACGAUGCAACACUGCUGAGCAACUUGUUGGAGGAAAUGAGAGCCACGCUGGCUACGUGCUGAGUGCCACCCUCGGCCCCGCCAUGGAGGACAUGUGAGGGAGAGCCAACUCCAAGCGAUAGGUUUCUCUCUGUCGCAUGGAC